This is a messenger RNA of Hibiscus syriacus, 579 nucleotides long. RefSeq lists its product as uncharacterized. The transcript has 2 exons. NCBI's taxonomy places the organism in Eukaryota, Viridiplantae, Streptophyta, Magnoliopsida, Malvales, Malvaceae. Bases 1 to 579 code for a protein of 192 amino acids. The record is from RefSeq and is a predicted model, not a curated record.
AUGGAUCGGCCGUGGCUGCUCGGAGGAGAUGUUAACGUGAUUGGGAGCUGCUCGGAAAGACAUGGCGGCUCUCAACGUCGAGUAGGGAUUAGCCGAAAAUUCACCUGGAAGCGUGGGACGCUUAUGCAGAGGUUGGACCGUUGCCUUUGCAAUUCGCGGUGGACUGGUGUGUUUCCUCAUUCAGUUUGGACCGGAAAUGAGAGCAUUAUAGAGGAAAUUCGAAACUUCCAAAACAAGAGUCGUGAUUGGAACUACAACACGUUUGGACAUAUUGGUCGAAGGAAGAAUAUUUUGAUGGCUCGGGUUAGGAAGAUUGAGAGUCUAGUGGAAGGUUCGGAUGAUAAUUUCUUAUUGGAGCUCGAAGACAGGUUGAACCGUGAGCUCAAUUGGGUCAUGGCGUUGGAGGAAAGCAUUUGGCAUCAACGGGCGAGAAGUAAUUGGAUUGCGAAAGGGGACUUGAAUACCUCUUUUUUCCGUACUUCGACUAUGAUGAGGAGUCAACAUAAUGAAAUCAGCAUGCUUCAGCUCCAAGAUGGUAGUUGGUGUUCUGAAGGAACCUCUCCCGUAACCAUGCGGUGA